GGGUUUCCCGUACCGAUCGAUGGCCGUCGCCGACGCGGUGCUUCCCUCACCGCCGCCCCCGCCGGCGCGGAUCGUCGUCGUGAUGCUGCUGCUCUUGCGCUUCGCCCGCGUCCUACGCGUCGCGGCGGGGGCCCUCACCUACGUGUGCUCGUCGGUCGCGUGUGUCUCCUCCGGGGCCGCGGCUGCGCUGCUCGUCGCGCACCGCGCCUGGGGCACGCGCUCCGGCCCCUUCCUGUUCCUCCAGGCGCUCAUGUACGGGGGUCUCAAGGUCUGCGUCCUCAGCGUCCUUGCGUCGUUCUCGCUUGCCGUCCUGAUGGUGUGCGUCCAGCGCGUGGCAUACGAGAUUGCAGUUCGAACUGGAUCCACUUCGGAAUACAAUAAGGUCCGCUUCAUACCAAUCAAGCGGGAGCCGCUUUCACACUUGUUUAGGCUUCCGCGCACCGCGGUGCUUGGAGUGGCCGUGGAUGUGGCUUUCUUCCUGCUAACGGUCGCUGGUCUUCUGGUAGCGACGAUGUCGCCGCACGUGGAGGGUUCGAAAUCUCAUGGUCAAAUGGCCGGUUCCGUGAUCAUGGAAGUGGGGUUAUUUGGUAUGCUUGUGACAGCUUGCUUUGUUACCAUCCCAGCGUUCGUUCUGCAUGCCUGGAGGAAUGACCAGGCGGAAUGGAAAGCACGGUCACAGUGCUGUUGAGGUAUACCUCCCCCUUUGCUUUGCUCCCCUGUUUCUGUGAGCCAUAUGAUCAUUUCUAUUACUAUCUGCAUAUUUUGUUGUAGCCUCCUAAUAGCAUGAAAACAGUCCUCCAGUGUUUUUAAUUAAUUAUUGCCUACUGGUGUUGAUAUUUGUUAAGAUGGAGAAUCAUUGUAUAUAAAACCAAUAAUGAGGUUUUUGCUAUUUCCUUUGCUCAUUGCAUACUAAAUUGGGAUUGGCAUUGAUCUUAAAUUGUGCAAGUAGCCAACGAAUGCAGUUCUACCGUAUGCAUUUGUUAUGAAGUGAUGAUAAUAAAAAUGAUCAGUUGCACAUAUUAGAAAAAAGCAAAUUAAUUGCCUAUGGUCCAUCGUUCACUGUGAUCGUUGUAUCUUUGCAGCGAGUGAGAUAUAACAAUGUUUGCAUGCUUCCAAACUGUUUGCAAGCACCUUUCUUGAGUUUUCUUGUCAUUG
This is a messenger RNA of Triticum urartu, 1155 nucleotides long. The record is from RefSeq and is a predicted model, not a curated record. Lineage: Eukaryota; Viridiplantae; Streptophyta; Magnoliopsida; Poales; Poaceae.